Helianthus annuus (common sunflower) is the source of this 987-nucleotide messenger RNA. RefSeq lists its product as uncharacterized. The coding region runs from base 1 to 987 and encodes 328 amino acids. Lineage: Eukaryota; Viridiplantae; Streptophyta; Magnoliopsida; Asterales; Asteraceae. The record is from RefSeq and is a predicted model, not a curated record. The transcript has a single exon.
AUGAAAGGCUAUGUGGUUGGUAGUGGAGAUCCUAUUAACCUGGUUAACGUAUAUGCUCCGCAAAGUACAGCUGCUAAGCUUAGUCUGUGGAAUGAGUUAGCUGGGAUUAUUGAUCCUUCUGUUGGUCUUUGGGUUCUAUCGGGUGAUUUUAACGCAGUUCGGUCCUCUGAUGAAAGAAAAAAUUCUAAUUUUAAGCCGGCUUGUGCGGAGAAUUUCAAUAAUUUCAUUUUUUCCAGCGAUUUGCACGAGUAUCCUAUGCAAGGGAGGAAGUUUACUUGCAUUAGGGAUAAUGGCAAGAAAUUAAGUAAAUUGGAUCGCUUUUUGGUUUGUUCGGAUUUCUUCAUCAAAUGGCCGUCAGCGUGUGUUCGAGUUCUGGCUAGUCAGUUCUCUGAUCACUGCCCUAUUUUGCUUGAGCUGGUGGAUCUGAAAUUCGGACCUAAACCGUUCAGGGUCUAUAACUCGUGGAUUGGUAAGCCAGGGUACGAGGAUGCAGUCAAAGAAGCUUUGGUGGGUUUUGAUUCUUUUGAUCCUUCGGAUUCUUGUCUCACAGCUAAGUUUGCUCGGAUUAGGGCCCAGUUAAAAAUUUGGAGGGAUAAGUUCCUUGCUAAGGAAAGUGAACUUGAAAAAACAGCUUUGGCUGAAUUGGAGACUUUGGAAUCCGAUAUGGAGAAUAGGGAAUUGUCGGAGGAUGAGGAAUGGUCAUUGGUGGAAAAUAAGAACCUCAUCAAAGAGACGGAGAUUAGGAGAAAUUUGGAUAUUAAACAACGAGCUCGGUUAAGGUGGGCGGUCGAUGGGGACGAGAACUCCAAGUUCUUUCAUGCUUUGGUAAAUAACAGGAAAAUAGUCAAUGCGAUUCACGGACUUUCCAUUGAUGGUGUGUGGUGCACUAAAUCGGCAAAAAUCAAACAUAAAGUUCUUUCGUUUUUUCGCGAUAGAUUCAAGGAACCGGCUUCGGUUAGACCUGAUCUUCUUUUGUCGUGGUAUUAA